AUGUUUCUUUUGAACCGAACGUCCGACGACGGCUUUCUGAUUGCAGUGCAGCCCAGACAGGACACCCGCACCUUGUGCUCGAACCAUGGUUCCUUCGACCUCUCCCGCUGCCUGUGCGAAUGCGAGGCAGGCUGGAGUGGCCCCACCUGUGCCGAGCCAACCUGCCCAGGUGGCUGUGGCGGCCCCCAGCGUGGCAAGUGCAUGAACGGGCGCUGCCAGUGCCGCCCUGGCUACUCCGGUGCCCGCUGCGAGGAGCCGCCUUCCUGCCCAGACGACUGCAACGACCAAGGGCGCUGUGUGGACGGGCGCUGCACCUGCUUCCCUGGCUACUCUGGACCUUCCUGUGCCGACCCGGCCUGCCCGCAGGACUGCCAAGGUCGUGGCCGAUGUGUGGAUGGGCAGUGCGUAUGCGACCCUGGUUACUCUGGGCCCGACUGCGGGAGCCGAGCCUGCCCCAGCAACUGCAACCGGCGGGGAGAGUGCCACAACGGGCGGUGCGUCUGUGAGCCUGGCUUCACGGGCCCAGCCUGUGGAACCAAGGCCUGCCCCAACGACUGCAACCAGAGAGGCCGCUGCCUGAAAGGAGCUGUGUGCGCCUGCCACAAGGGGUAUACCGGGCCGGACUGUGGGCAACUGGCAUGUCCGGAGGACUGCAGCGGCCGCGGGGAGUGCCAGAAUGGAGUGUGCCUCUGUCAUGAUGGUUAUUCAGGAGAAGACUGUUCCAUAGAGAUUCCAUCCAUUGGCAUCCAUGUGAAAAAUCGAGAUGAGACGUCCUUCCGCUUGGAGUGGAGCCGCCCGGAAGUAUCUGUGGAUGCGUAUGAAAUUCACGUGAAGCCCACACGAGAUCAGCAGGCAGGUGAAUCAGUACGUCUGUCUGGCACGGAGACAGGCUUCGAACGCAGAGGGCUGAUGCCGGGAGAGGAAUACACUGUCACUGUCCGGGCAGAAAAGGGGCAACGCUACGGACCCCCCGUCACCCAGACCGUGCGUACACGAGUAGCUCCUCCGCGUGGCCUGCAGUCGUCGCAGGUGACAGAAAACUCCAUGACCUUGGAGUGGGAACCGCCAGCCUCUCGCCCUGACGGCUACAUCCUGAGCUACGUGCCUCUGGUUGCCUCUCGGCCCGCCCAGGCCGUGAAGCGUGUGGAACUGCCUGCAGCACCUGAAAGCGUCACCCUGGACGAGCUGGAGAGCAGCACCCGAUACCGCAUCACCAUGUUCGCCCGCCAGAGUGGCGAGAACAGCCGAGCCACCAGCAUCAUCGUCAGCACAACUGCUCCAGGAUCUCCUUCAGCUGCCAAGACCCAAACUUUCCCUAGACUCACCACAAAAAGCCCUGAAGUGCCACUGCGGGACCUGACUGUGACGGAUGUCUCUCCGGACAGUCUCCGUGUGACUUGGUCGGCCCCACCCAGUUCCUUCCGCAGCUUUUCCCUUCAGUACAGGGACCCCAAAUCCAGUGCCCCACCAGGGGAAAUCAGAGUACCGGGGACAGAGAGAAGCGUCACCGUGAUGGGUUUGACCCCCAGAACGGAGUACGAAGUGGAGUUAAGUGGGGAGAAACCUGAUGGGAGCUACAUUCCUCCUCUAACUACAAAGACAUCCACAGCCCCGGCACCAGCCCUGGAGAAGCCCACUUUGGGGCACCUCUCCGUCUCGGACGUCAAAGAGAACUCUGCCCGCCUGUCCUGGGACGUCCCCACGGGGACCUUUGACUCCUUUUUGAUCCAGUAUAAAGAUGCUGAGGGCAAGCCGAAGAGUCUGCCUGUGGAUGGAGGAUCCCAGGAAGUCACCAUCUAUGACCUAGUGCCUUCCCGGAAGUAUAAGUUCAGCCUUUAUGGACUCGUAGGCCGCAAGAGACAUGGCCCUGUUUCCACAGAGAUGGUUACAGGCAAAGUCCCAGCCCCAGAAAAGAAGCCAGAGAGAGAAGUGACAGCUCCACCCGGCCUGGGAGAACUCUCCGCCUCAGAGAUCACCAGCAGUUCUGUCCGCCUCUCCUGGAGUGUCCCCUCUGGGAGAUUUGAUUCCUUCCUGGUCCAGUACAAGGAUGCUGAGGGCAGACCCCAAGUGCUGCCCAUGGAGGGGGACUCCCGCGAAGUCACCAUCCCUAGCCUGGCUCCUUCCCGCAAAUACAGGUUCAAUCUCUACGGCAUCUCCGGUCGCAAACGUCUCGGCCCAGCCACGGCAGAUGUCACCACAGCAUCACGGGACGAAGAGCCUGUACCUGAGCCUGAGCCGGAACCUGUCCUUGGUGACCUCUUACUCUCGGAUGCCACCAGCAACUCUGUCCGUCUCACAUGGAGUGUCCCCACUGGCAGCUUUGACUCCUUCUUUCUCCAGUACAAGGACCCCGAGGGCAAUGACCAAGCCCUGACCCCCCACUACCAACAACACCUGCUCCCUCAGCCCAGCUUGGGAGAGCUCUCAGUCUCGGACGUCACCACCGACUCUGUUCCGUCUCUCCUGGACUGUCCCAUGGAGCUUCGACUCCUUCCUGGUCCAGUACAAGGAUGCGGAGGGGAAACCUCAGGCCCCUUCCAGUGGAUGGAGGUUCCCGCGUGGAUGGUACACGCAUGGCGUCCUAGCCUUGUACCUUCCCGAAGAUACAAGUUUAACCUUUACGGAGUCUCUGGUCGCAAGCGUCUGGGUCCAGUUUCUACUGACACAGUCACAGCAUCACCUCCAAAGGAUCCCUCAAUUGCUCCCAGCCUGGGGGAGCUCUCUGCUUCUGAUGCCACCAGCAAUUCUGUCCGUCUCUCCUGGACUGUCCCCACGGGGAACUUUGACUCUUUUCUGAUCCAGUACAAGGACGCUGAAGGCAAACCUCAAGCAAUCCCAGUGGAGGGAGCCUUCCGCGAGACCAUCGUCCCCAAUCUGGUUCCUUCCCGCAGAUACAAGUUCAACCUUUACGGACUCACUGGCCGCAAACGCCUCGGCCCCAUCUCCACAGAUGCCACCACAGGAAAACAGAUACAAUAUUCCACACAAUUGAAUGCACCUUCAGGUCCAUUUUGUCGGCCCUCAUCCAUCCAUCUUUUUUUGUUGCCAUUUCCCUCACAGGUCCAGAGCAUGGGGAGACAACCCUUCCUUCUGUUCCUCUUCUGGCUGGGGACCUCUUGGGAGGCGCAUGUGCCCCACCGGGUCAUCCCCUCCAACGCUACCGUUUUCUCUCAUAUCUACACGAUAAAGCUGAAGGGAGAUGGCACCGAGGAUGAGGGAGCCUCCUCUGCACCCCAAGAGGCGCUGGGCCCUCCUGGCUCCUCCAGGGGAGGGGGCCUGUACGAGCACACACUGGAAGGGCCAGACCAGGAGCAUGUGGUCUUCACUCACCGCAUCAACCUGCCCCAGCAGUCCUGUGGGUGCCCACCUGGCACCGAGGACACCCAGGACCUCUUGAGACGGCUGCAGGCACUAGAGAACGAAGUGCGGUCACUGCGGGACACCGCCAGCGCUGGGGGAGGCUGCUGCCCUGCGACCAGCAGUUCCCAGGCUAGUACAGGCCAGACAGACACCCGCACCUUGUGCUCGAACCAUGGUUCCUUCGACCUCUCCCGCUGCCUGUGUGAAUGCGAGGCAGGCUGGAGUGGCGCCACUUGUGCUGAGCCAACCUGCCCAGGUGGCUGUGGUGGACCCCAGCGUGGCAAGUGCGCGAACGGGCGCUGCCAGUGCCGCCCCGGCUACUCCGGUGCCCGCUGCGAGGAGCCGCCUUCCUGCCCAGACGACUGCAACGACCAAGGGCGCUGUGUGGACGGGCGCUGCGCCUGCUUCCCUGGCUACUCUGGACCUUCCUGUGCCGACCCGGCCUGCCCGCAGGACUGCCAAGGUCGUGGCCGAUGUGUGGAUGGGCAGUGCGUGUGCGACCCCGGCUACUCGGCCGACUGCGGAAGCCGGGCCUGCCCCAGCAACUGCAACCGGCGGGGAGAGUGCCACAAUGGGCGGUGCAUCUGUGAGCCUGGCUUCAUGGGCCCAGCCUGUGGAACCAAGGCCUGCCACGACUGCAACCAGAGAGGACGCUGCCUGAAAGGAGCUGUGUGCGCCUGCCACAAGGGGUAUACCGGGCCAGACUGCGGGCAACUGGCAUGUCCGGAGGACUGCAGCGGUCGCGGGGAGUGCCAGAACGGAGUGUGCCUCUGUCAUGACGGUUAUUCGGGAGAAGACUGUUCCAUAGAGAUUCCAUCCAUUGGCAUCCAUGAAAAUCGAGAUGAGACGUCCUUCCGCUUGGAGUGGAGCCGCCCGGAAGUAUCUGUGGAUGCGUAUGAAAUUCACGUGAAGCCCACACGGGAUCAGCAGGCAGGUGAAUCAGUACGUCUGUCUGGCACGGAGACAGGCUUCGAACGCAGAGGGCUGAUGCCGGGAGAGGAAUACACUGUCACUGUCCGGGCAGAAAAGGGGCAACGCUACGGACCCCUCACCCAGACCGUGCGUACACGAGUAGCUCCUCCGCGUGGCCUGCAGUCGUCGCAGGUGACAGAAAACUCCAUGACCUUGGAGUGGGAACCGCCAGCCUCUCGCCCUGACAGCUACAUCCUGAGCUACGUGCCUCUGGUUGCCUCUCGGCCCGCCCAGGCUGUGAAGCGUGUGGAACUGCCUGCAGCGCCUGAAAGCGUCACCCUGGACGAGCUAGAGAGCAGCACCCGAUGCAUCACCAUGUUCGCCCGCCAGAGCGGCGAGAACAGCCGAGCCACCAGCAUCAUCGUCAGCACAACUGCUCCAGGAUCUCCUUCAGCUGCCAAGACCCAAACUUUCCCUAGACUCACCACAAAAAGCCCUGAAGUGCCACUGCGGGACCUGACUGUGACGGACAUCUCUCCGGACAGUCUCCGUGUGACUUGGUCGGCCCCACCCAGUUCCUUCCGCAGCUUUUCCCUUCAGUACAGGGACCCCAAAUCCAGUGCCCCACCAGGGGAAAUCAGAGUACCGGGGACAGAGAGAAGCGUCACCGUGAUGGGUUUGACCCCCAGAACGGAGUACGAACUGGAGUUAAGUGGGGAGAAACCUGAUGGGAGCUACAAUCCUCCUCUAACUACAAAGACAUCCACAGCCCCGGCACCAGCCCUGGAGAAGCCCACUUUGGGGCAGCUCUCCGUCUCGGACAUCAAAGAGAACUCUGCCCGCCUGUCCUGGGACAUCCCCACGGGGACCUUUGACUCCUUCUUGAUCCAGUAUAAAGAUGCUGAGGGCAAGCCGAAGAGUCUGCCCGUGGACGGAGGAUCCCAGGAGGUCACCAUCUAUGACCUAGCGCCUUCCCGGAAGUACAAGUUCAGUCUUUAUGGACUCGUAGGCCGCAAGAGACAUGGCCCUGUUUCCACAGAGAUGGUUACAGGCAAAGUCCCAGCCCCAGAAAAGAAGCCUGAGAGAGAAGUGACAGCUCCACCCGGCCUGGGAGAACUCUCCGCCUCAGAUAUCACCAGCAGUUCUGUCCGCCUCUCCUGGAGUGUCCCCUCUGGGAGAUUUGAUUCCUUCCUGGUCCAGUACAAGGAUGCUGAGGGCAGACCCCAAGUGCUGCCCAUGGAGGGGGACUCCCGCGAAGUCACCAUCCCUAGCCUGGCUCCUUCCCGCAAAUACAGGUUCAAUCUCUACGGCAUCUCCGGUCGCAAACGUCUCGGCCCAGCCACGGCAGAUGUCACCACAGCAUCACGGGACGAAGAGCCUGUACCUGAGCCUGAGCCGGAACCUGUCCUUGGUGACCUCUUAGUCUCGGAUGCCACCAGCAACUCUGUCCGUCUCACAUGGAGUGUCCCCACUGGCAGCUUUGACUCCUUCUUUCUCCAGUACAAGGACCCCGAGGGCAAUGACCAAGCCCUGACCGUAGACCAACAUUCCCACGAGGCCAUUGUUCCUAAUUUGGUUCCUUCCCAAAGAUACAGAUUCUUCCUCUAUGGAAUCUCUGGGCCCCAGCGUCUUGGACCUGUCUCAGCUGAUGCCACCACAGCCCCACUACCAACAACACCUGCUCCUCAGCCCAGCUUGGGAGAGCUCUCAGUCUCGGACGUCACCACCGACUCUGUCCGUCUCUCCUGGACUGUCCCCACUGGGAGCUUCGACUCCUUCCUGGUCCAGUACAAGGAUGCGGAGGGGAAACCUCAGGCCCUUCCAGUGGAUGGAGGUUCCCGUGAGGUCACCAUCUCCAGCCUUGUACCUUCCCGAAGAUACAAGUUUAACCUUUACGGAGUCUCUGGUCGCAAGCGUCUGGGUCCAGUUUCUACUGACACAGUCACAGCAUCACCUCCAAAGGAUCCCUCAAUUGCUCCCAGCCUGGGGGAGCUCUCUGCUUCUGAUGCCACCAGCAAUUCUGUCCGUCUCUCCUGGACUGUCCCCACGGGGAACUUUGACUCUUUUCUGAUCCAGUACAAGGACGCUGAAGGCAAACCUCAAGCAAUCCCAGUGGAGGGAGCCUUCCGCGAGACCAUCGUCCCCAAUCUGGUUCCUUCCCGCAGAUACAAGUUCAACCUUUACGGACUCACUGGCCGCAAACGCCUCGGCCCCAUCUCCACAGAUGCCACCACAGCUUCAUCACAGGAACACCCAACUCCUCCCAGCCUGGGAGAGCUCUCUGCGUCUGAUGCCACCAGCGAUUCCAUCCGGCUCUCCUGGACUGUCCCCACGGGGAACUUUGACUCUUUCCUGAUCCAGUACAAGGACGCUGAGGGCAAACCUCAGGCAAUCCCAGUGGAGGGACCCUUCCGCGAGACCAUCGUCCCUAAUCUGGUUCCUUCCCGCAGAUACAAGUUCAACCUUUACGGACUCACUGGCCGCAAGCGCCACGGCCCCAUCUCCACAGAUGCCACCACAGCUGCUGUAGGAACGCCACCAGGGGCCACCACAGAAAAGGUCACCGUCGUUCAGCUCAGCCUGGACCAGCUGUCUGUUUCUGACAUCACCAGUAACUCGGCCCGUCUCUCCUGGAUCGUCCCAACUGGGAAUUUUGACUCCUUUCUAGUGGAGUACGAAGAUGCAGAUGGGAGGCCGCAGGCGUUGCCCGUGGAUGGGGCUUCCCGCACACUCACUGUCCCCAACCUGGAGCCCUCCCACAGAUACACGUUUAACCUCUACGGACUUUACCGCGGCAAGCGCUAUGGCCCUCUGCCAGUGGAGGCUGUGACAGCUGCUGUAGGAACACCACCAAAGGCCACCACAGAAAAGGUCACCGUCGUUCAGCUCAGCCUGGACCAGCUGUCCGUUUCUGACAUCACCAGUGACUCGGCCCGUCUCUCCUGGACCGUCCCAACUGGGAAUUUUGACUCCUUUCUAGUGGAGUACGAAGAUGCAGAUGGGAGGCCGCUGGCGUUGCCCGUGGAUGGGGCUUCCCGCACGCUCACUGUCCCCAACCUGGAGCCCUCCCACAGAUACACCUUUAACCUCUACGGACUUUACCGUGGCAAGCGCUAUGGCCCCCUGCCAGUGGAGGCUGUCACAGCUGCUGUAGGAAUGCCACCAAAGGCCACCACAGAAAAGGUCACCGUCGUUCAGCUCAACCUAGACCAGCUGUCCGUUUCUGACAUCACCAGUGACUCGGCCCGUCUCUCCUGGACCGUCCCAACUGGGAAUUUUGACUCCUUUCUAGUGGAGUACGAAGAUGCAGAUGGGAGGCCACAGGCGUUGCCCGUGGAUGGGGCUUCCCGCACGCUCACUGUCCCCAACCUGGAGCCCUCCCACAGAUACACCUUUAACCUCUACGGACUUUACCGCGGCAAGCGCUAUGGCCCCCUGCCAGUGGAGGCUGUCACAGCUGCUGUAGGAACGCCACCAGGGGCCACCACAGAAAAGGUCACCGUCGUUCAGCUCAGCCUAGACCAGCUGUCCGUUUCUGACAUCACCAGUGACUCGGCCCGUCUCUCCUGGACCGUCCCAACUGGGAAUUUUGACUCCUUUCUAGUGGAAUACGAAGAUGCAGAUGGCAGGCCACAGGCGUUGCCCGUGGAUGGGGCUUCCCGCACACUCACUGUCCCUAACCUGGAGCCCUCCCACAGAUACACCUUUAACCUCUACGGACUUUACCGCGGCAAGCGCUAUGGCCCCCUGCCAGUGGAGGCUGUCACAGCCUUGGCAGUGACGCUGCCACCACAACCCACCCUAGGGGAACUCACAGCCGUUGAUGUUUCUAGUGAUUCUCUCCGCCUCUCCUGGACAGUCCCCACUGGGAACUUUGACUCCUUCCUGGUCCAAUACAAGGAUGCGGAGGGGAGGCCUCAGGCCCUUCCAGUGGACGGAGGUUCUCGCGAGGUCACCAUUUCUAGCCUCCUGCCUUCCCGUAGAUACAAGUUCAAUCUCUAUGGGAUCUCUGGUCGCAAGCGGAUUGGCCCCAUUUCCACUAGUGCGGUCACAGAUCAACUGAUGGUGAAGCCCACUCCAGCACUCAAGCUCGGAGAGCUAACAGCUGGUAAUGCCAUGCCAAAUUCCCUUGACGUCUCCUGGACUGUGGAGGCUGGGGACUUUGACUCUUUCAUCAUCCAAUACCAAGACGCUCAGGGCAAACCCCAGGUUCUCCCUGUUGACGGGCGCCUCCGCUCUCUUCACCUCCACGACUUGGCCCCGUCCCACAGAUACCAGAUCAACCUCUAUGGUGUCUUGGGCCGAAAGCGUCUGGGCCCCAUCUCCACCGAAGCAGAGACAGCCCCACUACCAACAACACCUGCUCCUCAGCCCAGCUUGGGAGAGCUCUCAGUCUCAGACGUCACCACCGACUCUGUCCGUCUCUCCUGGACUGUGCCCACUGGGAGCUUUGACUCCUUCCUGGUCCAGUACAAGGAUGCGGAGGGGAAGCCUCAGGCCCUCCCAGUGGACGGAGGUUCCCGCGAGGUCACAGUCUCCAGCCUUGUGCCUUCCCGAAGAUACAAGUUUAACCUUUAUGGACUCUCUGGUCGCAAGCGUCUGGGUCCAGUUUCUACUGACACAGUCACAGCUGUACUACCAACAACGCCAGCUCCUCAGCCCAGCUUGGGAGAGCUCUCUGCUUCUGAUGCCACCACCGAUUCCAUCCGUCUCUCCUGGACUGUCCCCACUGGGAGCUUCGACUCUUUCCUGAUCCAGUACAAGGACGCUGAGGGCAAACCUCAGGCAAUCCCAGUGGAGGGAGCCUUCCACGAGACCAUCGUCCCCAAUCUGGUUCCUUCCCGCAGAUACAAGUUCAACCUUUACGGACUCACUGGCCGCAAGCGCCACGGCCCCAUCUCCACAGAUGCCACCACAGUUGCAGAAUUGCUGGCUGCACCAACCUUAGGAGAACUCUCUGUCUCUGAUGUCACCAGUGAGUCUGCCCGCCUCUCCUGGACUGUUCUAUCCGGGAGAUUUGACUCCUUCUUAGUCCAGUACAAGGAUGCUGAAGGCAAACCCCAGCAGCUGCCCUUGGAUGGAGGCACCUAUGAGACUACCAUCUCUGGCCUGUCUCCUGCCCGGCGAUACAAGUUCAACCUCUACGGGAUUGUAGGGCGCAAACGCCUUGGCCCUGUCUCUGCCGACACAGUCACAGCAGCUGCAGUGUCUGGCGAAGGCCCAGCGAAGGCCAGCCUAGAAGAGCUCUCUGUCUCAGAGAUCACCAGCAAUUCCGCUCUUCUCUCCUGGACUGUCCCCACUGGGGACUUCAACUCCUUCCUGAUCCAGUACAAGGAUGCAGAGGGCAAACCCCAGGCGCUGACCGUGGAGGGAGUUGCUCGCGAGGUCACUGUCCCCAACCUGGUUCCUUCCCACAGAUACAAGUUCAAUCUCUACGGGGUCGUUGGCCGCAGGCGCCUGGGCCCUAUUUCCUCUGAAGCCACCACAGCUGAAGCCGAGGAGGACAACAAGGAGGGAGAAGAUGACGAAGAUGAUGGAGAGAGUGAGCCUAGCUUGGGGCAGCUCUCAGUCUCAGAAGCUAACAGCAAUUCAAUCCGUCUUUCCUGGAGUGUCCCAACUGGGAAUUUUGACUCCUUCCUUGUUCAGUAUGAAGAUGGAGAGGACGAGCUGCAGACCAUGCCUGUGGAUGGUGGUUCCCGUGAGGUCACAGUCUCUGACCUGUCUCCUUCCCAGCGAUACCGAUUUGACCUUUAUGGAAUCUCUGGUGGCGAGCGGCUUGGCCCCGUAUCCACUGAUGCCUCCACAGCUCCGUUGACACCGGUGACGGAGAGGGGGGAAAGAGGAACGCCACCUCCAGGGUCUGACUUUGGGCAGCUCUCUGCUUCUGACGUCACCAGCGACUCUGUACGCCUCUCUUGGGAUGUCCCCUCUGGGAUCUUUGACUCCUUCCUGGUCCAGUACAAGGAUGCUGACAAUAAACCACAGGCACUGCCUGUAGAUAAGGAGACCAACUCUGUUGUGAUUUACUACUUGGUGCCUUCCUACAGAUAUAAGUUCAACCUCUUUGGCUUGUCUGGACGGAGGCGCUUUGGCCCAAUCUCAGUCAUUGUUGUCACAGCAACACAGCUAAAGAGAGACGAGGUGGAUGCAGAGGACUCUACCGGAAGGGAACCCCGCUUGGGCCAGCUCUCAGUCUCGGAGGUCACCAGGAACGCUGCCCGUCUCUCAUGGAGCGUCCCAGAAGGAAGCUUUGAUUCUUUCUCUGUCCAGUACAGAGACGCAGAGGGAAAGCCACAGGCGCUUCCUGUAGGAGGGGGCUCCCGUGAGGUCAUUGUCUCCAACCUGGUCCCCUCUCACAAAUACAAGUUCAAUCUCUAUGGUAUCUCUGGAAACCAGCGUUUGGGACCCAUAUCUGCCACUGCUGAGAUGACAGCCACAGAUCCUGACGUGCAAGCGGUGGAAGGAAAGGUGGAACCUCGCCUGGGACAGCUCUCGGUCUCGGAGGUCACCAGCAACGCUGCCCGUCUCUCAUGGAGCGUCCCCGAAGGAAGCUUUGAUUCUUUCUCUGUCCAGUACAAGGACGCAGAGGGAAGACCCCAGGCACUUCCUGUAGGAGGGGGUUCUCGUGAGGUCAUUGUCUCCAACCUGGUCCCCUCUCACAAAUACAGGUUCAAUCUCUAUGGCGUCUAUGGAAACCAGCGUUUUGGACCCAACUCUGCCAAUGCUGUGACAGCAGCUCCAGAAACAACUCCACCAGGUGAGGAGGAGAAGAGGCCCGAAGAAGCCGCAGGCCAAAGAGUUCAGCCCAGCCUUGGAGACGCCACAGUCUCUGAGGUCACCCCAGACUCUCUUCUCCUCUCCUGGAACAUCCAGGAAGGUAGCUUUGACUCUUUCCUCAUCCAGUACAAGGAUGCUGCAGGGAAGCUCCAGGUGUUACCUGUGGACGGCACCAUGCGCUCCCUCCACCUCUACAACCUCAUGCCGUCGCAGAGAUACAAAUUCAGCAUCUUCGGAGUCUCUGGCUCUAAGCGCCUUGGGCCUGUCUCGACUGAUGCUGUCACAGCUCCAGAACCAGCGCCAAGCGCGGAAACUCAGCCCAGGCUCGGAGAUCUCUCUGUGUCCAAGACCACCAGCGACUCCGUCAGCCUCUCUUGGAGCGUCCCUGCGGGCAACUUCGACUCUUUCCUUGUCCAGUACAAAGACAGAGAGGGCAAGCCCCAGGUGCUGCCCCUAAACGGUGAUUCCCGUGACGUCACUGUUCCCAACCUGGCUCCUUCUCACCGAUAUAAGUUAAACCUUUAUGGCAUUUACGGACACAAGCGUCUCGGUCCCAUUUCCACAGAUGCUGUCACAGGCACCCAGCCUGGGGCCCUCACUCAGCUGAAGUUUGGAGAAUUGUCAGCCCAUGACAUCACCCCAGAAUCAGUCCUCCUCUCCUGGACCGUGGAGACUGGGAAUUUCGACUCUUUUAUCAUCCAGUACCGGGAUGCGGAUGGCAAUCCCCACGCUUUGCCCGUGGAUGGUGGCCUGCGCUCGCUGCGGCUUCAUGAUCUGGUCCCCUCCCACAAAUACAGGUUCAACCUCUACGGCGUCUCGGGCCGCAAACGUCUCGGGCCCAUCUCUACAGAGGCCACCACAGCCGCUUCAGAACAGCCAGCCCCUCCCAAGCCCAGUCUGGGGGAGCUCUCAGCCUCUGACAUCACCAGCACAACUGUUCGUCUGUCUUGGAAUGUCCAGUCCGGGGAUUUUGACUCUUUCAUCAUUCAGUACCGAGAUGCAGAGGGCAAGCCUCAGGCACUGCCUGUGGACAAAGACUCCCGCGAUGUCAUAGUCUCCGGCUUGGUGCCCUCCCGUAAAUAUAAGUUCAACCUAUUUGGCAUCUCUGGACGGAAGCGUCUUGGACCCAUUUCCACGGAAGCAGUCACAGCUCCAAUGGUGAAAACAGAGGUCCAGCCCACACUGGGCGAUCUUUCCAUUUCUGAGGUUACUCAGGACACUGUCCGCCUCUCUUGGACCAUCUCUGCUGGGAAAUUCGACUCCUUCCUCAUCCAGUACAAGGACACUGAAGGAAAGCUCCAGGCGGUACCCGUCGAUGCUGAUUCCCGCACAGUCGUCAUCAAGGACCUGACCACUUCCCACAGAUACAAGUUCAACCUCUAUGGCAUCUCUGGCAGGAAGCGGCACGGGCCCAUCUCUAUAGAUGCUGUCACAGCUUUCCCAGAGGCCAACAAACGGGCCUUCCUUGAAAAUUUGGUUGUCUCUGAGGUGACACCCACUACGCUGCAGCUCACAUGGGAAGCCCCCAAGGGAGAGUUUGAUUUCUUUUCGGUCCAGCGCAAGAUCUCUGUUCCGGAUAGUGAAAUGAGUCCCACACCGACCAAGAAAAUCAACGUGACCGGGGAUGAACGCUCUGUCGUGUUUCGGGGUCUUUCGCCCAACACUGAGUACAGCCUUACUGUCUAUGGCAUCCAGGACGGGUCAGAAGCGGCCAGCAUCAACACAGUGGCAACGACAAGUGGGACAGAGCUGGAUAGCCCCCGGGACCUGCUCUUCAAUGACAUCCGUGAGACCUCCGUGGUGGCGAACUGGAGGUCACCGUCAUCUCGUGUUGAUGGUUAUAAAGUUUCCUUCCAGCCCUCAGAUGGAGGAGAGCCAAGGAGCAUCUCUGUGGAUGGAUCCAAGCUCCGAACAACCAUUGAGGGCCUGACCCCCGGGGCCAGCUAUGAGGUCACUGUGAUGUCUGUUCGUGGGUUCGAAGAAAGCGAGCCCUUGGUGGGUUAUGUCACCACAGUUCCGGAUGGUCCUUCCAACUUGCGUGCCAUCGACGUCACCGAUUCGUCAGCUGUGCUUACGUGGCAACCUGCUGUGGCUGAGAUGAACAACUACAUUGUCACCUACGGGCCUGCUGGUGGUGCAAGGGCCUCCGAGUCAGUGCCAGGGAACCGGGCUGAGUUGCAGUUGUCAGGGCUGCACCUGGACACAGAAUAUCGGGCCAGCGUGUAUGGGGAGAAAGGAGGAAACCGCAGUUCUCCCGCCAGCGCCACGUUCACCACCGGGGCAGAUGGACCCCGGGAUCUGCAGGCCAGUGAAAUCUCAUCCCGCAGUGCUCGUCUCACUUGGCUGCCACCCCGUGCCCCUCCUGGUGGAUAUCUGCUAACCUAUGAAACCCCAUCUGGACAAUCAAAGGAGAUCACCGUGGAUGCUUCUGUCACCUCGUAUGAACUACCAAGACCUGAUUCCUUCCGGUCGGUACCAGGUUCAAGUCCAGGCACUGAGAAGAGGCACUCCUACAGCCCAACCGCCACGUCCUUCACCACCGGACCCCUGAGAUACCCCUUCCCUCGGGAUUGCGCAGAGGAGAGCCAGAAUGGGCCGGGACCCUCGAGAGUGAGGACGAUUUAUCUUGGGGGCAACCAGGACCGCCCCUUGCAGGUGUACUGCGACAUGGAGACUGACGGAGGAGGCUGGAUAGUCUUCCAACGUCGGAUGAACGGCGAGACCAAUUUCUGGCGCAACUGGCAGGAAUACGCCACCGGCUUUGGCAACCUCACCCGGGAGUUCUGGCUAGGGAACGAUGCUCUGCACCAGCUGACGACAUCAGGGGACUACGAGCUGCGCGUGGAUCUGCGGGCUGGGAACGAGUCUGUCUAUGCAACCUACCAGAAUUUCCGCGUGGAUCCCCCUGCUGAUCAUUACCGCCUGCACCUGGGCAGUUACAGCGGCACUGCUGGCGACUCUUUCACCUACCACUCAGGCAGCGUCUUCUCCACCAAGGACCGUGACCCCAACCGAGUCAUCAUCCCCUGUGCUGUCUCUUACCGCGGCGCAUGGUGGUACCGCAACUGCCACUACGCCAACCUCAACGGGCUCUACGCGAACAACCGCGACCACCAGGGCAUCAACUGGUUUAACUGGAAAGGAUUCGAGUUUUCCAUCCCUUUCACAGAGAUGAAACUGAGACCCCGCGGCUUCCGGCCUCUGCGUCGGGUGUGAGCAAAGGGAAGGAGGCUGCAGGACUGACUCAGGGGGAGAACAGAGGAGGAGGAAAGAGAAACAGCAGCAGCAACCACCCCUCUGCAAUGGGAGAUACCUCGUACCCUGCCACAAAUUCCCCUGAGAAAAAGGAAGGAGCAAAACAAAGGAAAUGGACAAUUUUUUCAAAAGCACCUUGUAGUAUUCGUUUCCUCCCCCAUCUCCUGCUGACUGGCCACAAGAUGAGAGGGAUGCGUCGCACAUGAUAGUGGAAGGGGCAGAGUUAAGGGGAUGGAAUGGUUUAGUUUUGGAGCAUGUUGCAGGAUAGCUGUUGCCUGGUCAGCAACUAGAUUUUUCCUGGAGAGUCACUGAUAACAAGGGCAGAUUGGCCAGCGACCCAAUCCCCAACAUGGACUGUUGCCACAGAAGCCAUUUUCUCCUCUUAAGGGAUGGGUUUUGGCCCACGAUCUUGUAGUUGCUGACCCCUAGCCCUAUCCUCUGUCUGGCUUCCUGCUCCCACACAUCUGUCUCCAGUUAGGCUUCCCCUUCUUCAGCCCCCCCCCCCCAGUUCUCCUCCUCCCUCUCCCCCAAAUCCUUUUCAAAAAGGAGGUAAACUCGUAAACACAAGUCGCUGAAAGCAGGUUAACAUUAAAAGCACUUUUUAUUUUUGGCAUUUCUUUUACCCCACCUGGGAAUCUUAUAAACUGAAGCCAGCUGCCCCCCAUCCACGCAAAAGCUUUUGCCUCUCUCGUGUUCCCCCUCCCCAAACAACUCGCCGUUGGAAAGAAGAGACAGAAAGAGAAGAACAGGUGAACUGGAUGAGCUGGCAGCUUAAGAGAUCACAGAACGAAAAAAGAGCUGAAUGAUGUGGGCUGAAAAGACCCCCAAGAUGAAAACUGGGAGAGAUGCAGAUUGAUAACAGUAAGAUUGAUUUAAGCUGGCAAGCAAUGGUGGUUUUACUGUCUGUCUUUGUAAGGGAAGACUGGCCCACUUCCAACUGAAUGUACCACUUCAGGCUACAGGUGAGGGUGCAAAUGGCUGAAUCCUCCUAUCUAUCUCAACCCUGCAAGUAGAAAACUAUCAUGUGAGAGAGAAGUUUUCUACAUGCGGGAAGAAAUUUGAAACGGUCUGCCGUGGGAACCCCUAUCUGCUGUCUGAAUUGGUACAGCCCAGACACAGGUUUGAAAGCUCAGUGAGAAGGAGGCCAGUGUUGCGGUCAUCUAGCAGAGCGCUUUACAAAUAAUAAGUGUUGUUAUUGCCAUGGGCUUCACAGCUGUUGGCUUAGCCUGACCUACCAAAUUGUGUGUGUGUGAGAGAGAGAAACAGGAGAGACAGAGCUGCAGCUGUGAAGUGGGAAAUAUCUGAGUGUCUUGCAACUUGAAGCUCUUUUACCAUACAAGUGAAAUUGUGACUGGAGUUUCCACCACAGCUUGAGGGAAAAUGUAUUCAGGCCAUUGGUGGGGAGCGGGAAAUGUAAUUUCUUUAAGGGCCAGAUUCAAUCCAAGUUGGCCAUACCUCCUCUAAUGGAUGAGAAGUGUAAACUGCACAAAACGGAAUAAAAGGAACAGCCUUACCUGAAGGCAAACAGGCUACAGUUUCUUUGGUAGAGUAGGAGAGAACUCUAUAUUUCUGCUUCCAGCCUCUUCCUCUGUGCCACUGAACACUACCAGGUCUCAUUCAAAAGUGGAGUAUGCAUGUGCAUUCCUUGAACUUAUUCCUCUGGAUACGGGGAAAAAUUGUUUUAGGAAAAAAUGUAAGCAGCACUCCAGAUGUGGAAUGGCACCAGAAAAAUGACCUGAUGGGUUGACUUAAGGCUGCUGGAGACCCUCGGCCCUUCAGAUGUUGUAGGACUCCAACUCCCAUGAGCCCCAGCCAGCAUGAUGGGAGUUGUAGUCCAACAAAACUUCUGGAGGGCCCUGGAUGAAAAGAUCUGUUGAUAGAUGCUGAAGGAAGUGACAGAUGGAGAACAGUUCUCAAAUUGAUUUCUUAUUUUAAACAAUGAAUGCGUUGAAGCUGAGAAGAGCGAAACAGCAAAUAGUGCUUGUUUAAAAAGUUAGAUGCGCAACAGUUCUAAGCAAACCAGAGCAUCGCUUUGAUUGCAUAAGGAAAGGUAGAGGGGAAUUUGAAAUCUGCAAGCCGCGCUGCCUGAUUUCACAUGCAGGUGCACACAUACACACAUUUAGCCAAAUUGUGCCUCCGCUGUGGCCUUCUAAAAAUGGUAGGCGACUUCUUCACAAAAGGCUCCUGCCAUUUGAACACUGGCCUCAGAUCGCAACUCAGCCUCUCCUGCUCCAGAGAGAGCCCAUCUUAGUUAUAAGGAACCUAGGAAGCAGCUUUAUACAGAGCCAGAACAUUGGUCCAUCAAGCUCUGAAUCUACUGGCAGCGUUUCAGGCAGGAUCUCUCCCAGCUCUUCCUGGAGAGGCCAUUGGAGGGGGCUGGGACCUUUUGCACGCUAAUCAGAUGCUCUAGCACUGGGCCAAGAUGGGAACUAAAGCCUGGAAAAUGAAAGGCAGGUGGAGGGGGAGAGAGAGAACUAGGGUGGCAAGAAACAAGGUGUUUCCAAUCUCCCUGGCAGGAUCUUGAUUUCUUGCUGUCGUUUCUCCACAAAUGUCAGAAGCCCGGCACGCACCUUGUGCACUCAGCACCUUCCGACUGCCGUCCUGGGUGGCUCCAGCGAGAGCCCUGAAUAAAAGAGGUGCAAACAGAAUCGCACAUGCAGUUGGCGCUUCUCUCAAGGCCCCUGGAUCGCAGCACGUGUCCUCAGCACUUUGGGGGAAACAGGGUUUGCUUUUCUCCCCUGUGAGGGCAGCGCAAGCGCAUUGCUCCUGGGCAGAAGCUGUCGCUGACCUGAGAUGGGGCAGGAUCUUUGCACAGGGUGGGAGGGGCAGGCUGUACAGUGGUACUUUUGGGGGGGGUGCAUCAGGGUAAAAUUUCUCUAUACGAAGCGCUUGGUGGGGGGGGAUGUUAUUUUUUAGAUCCUUGUGAGAAAAACGUUUAAAAUAAAAAAUAAAUUUUGGAAAAAAGGAUAGAGAAAGAAUUGCGUCUUUCUUUUGCUGGUGGUUUAUUUGCAAAAGGGGUGUUUGGCUCAGUCAAUGCCUGUAAAUACAAACUGCAAGAAAUCGCAAGUGGGGAGAGAGUAGGGCUGCUGUCCUUAUUUUCUGCUUGCGGGCACUGGGUUGAUGGGCAAGGUAGGCCAUUGGCCUGAUCCUGCAGGGCUGUUCUUGGCUCAGCUUUUUGAGAACUGAUUUUGAGAACUGAUUACGGGUCUCUUGAAUCUUAGGGAGUGGAGGAUGGGGCAGAGCCAAGCAGCAGCGGACACAGGGCAGACCUUCCUCACAGCCUUCUUGCUUUCCUCUAUGGGCCGGAGGGAAAGUGGGUGUGAAUGAGUGGGUGGCCAUGAUAGGGAGAAGCAUUACUUAUUUAAUUUACACUCCACCCUUUUUCUCCAAGGUGCUCGAGGUGGUUUGCCACCUCCCCGUUGAGCCUAGGCUAGGCUCAGAGGCAGUGGACUGGACCAGAGUCACCUAGUGAGC
Podarcis muralis (Common wall lizard) is the source of this 17778-nucleotide messenger RNA. NCBI's taxonomy places the organism in Eukaryota, Metazoa, Chordata, Lepidosauria, Squamata, Lacertidae. The record is from RefSeq and is a predicted model, not a curated record.